Molecule: messenger RNA, 1548 nt
Organism: Procambarus clarkii (red swamp crayfish)
Lineage: Eukaryota; Metazoa; Arthropoda; Malacostraca; Decapoda; Cambaridae
Source: RefSeq, a predicted model, not a curated record
GAUGAUCAAGCAUACAGCAGGAAGGUCACACAAGCCAUUAUCUGGCAGCCAUGCUCCCUGGGCCCAAGUAUCAGGGAGGAGCGGGCAGCAGUGUGGCGGUAGUGGCUCUCUCGAACACAUAUAGGCUCCAGCUCUUCCUGCAUUACAGUUUACAGACUGAAGCAAGCAUACUAGUUGAGGAUGUUGAUGUUGGUGGGAGUGGCUCUGGUGCUGCUCGUGCUCUACCUGGCCUCCCGUAAGCCUCGAGGCUACCCUCCAGGUCCAGCACGACUACCUUUAGUUGGGUACCUGCCUUACUUGGAGAAACAGGGCCCACACAAGCAGCUGUGGCGCCUCUCCGCCUCCUACGGCCCGGUCAUCGGCCUGUACAUAGGCACCCAGCCCACAGUGGUCACCAACGGCUGGGACGCUGUCAAGGAGUCCCUUCUCAACGACGACCUUAACGGAAGACCACCAAAUUUAUUUUCCGAAAUUAUCUUCAAUGGUGAACAAAGAGGAGUAAUGUUUGUGGAGAAUGACUUUUGGAAGGAACAGAGGCGAUUCACACUCCACAAUUUUCGCAACCUUGGAUUUGGAAAAAGGUCGCACGAGGAAAUUAUUCAUGAGGAAGCCCGCGAGCUGAUCCAGGAGGUCCAGGAGGCCAACGGCAGCGUUACACUCCAGGGCAUGGCGGGCGUGUCAGCCAUCAACAUUCUGUGGGCGUUGCUGGGUGGCACCAGGUUCAGCAGGAAGGACGCGAGACUCAUGAAGCUCGUCAACUUACUCAACGAGAUGUUUCGCACUGGAAAUGUAAGUAAUGUCACAAUGGUUUUGUUAGCCGUCUGCCUUGCACAACACAGCUUCAAGUUGGUGUACACGGAGGCCACGCUGAUGGAGACCUUCCGCUUCAGGGGCGCGGCACCACUCACCGUGCCUCACAAGGCCCUCAGAGACACCACACUGCAGGGUCAUCGCAUCCCAGCCGGGACGAUGAUGAUGAACAACCUGUACAGCAUCCACAUGGACCCGGGUUACUGGGGUGACCCGGAGACCUUCCGGCCGGAGCGCUUCAUCAACGCCGACGGCUCCCUCCGCAGAGAGGAGCGCUUGAUACCCUUCGGCAAAGGUCGGCGAGUGUGUCUGGGAGAGUCUCUGGCCAGGAUGACAACGUUUCUGCUGUUCACGGCCCUCCUGCAGCACUUCACCUUCGUCCUGGACCCCGCCGUCCCAGUCCCCAGCACGGAGGGCAUAUGUGGCAUCACGCUCGGACCUCCAGCCUUCAAGGUCUUCGCCAAAGCCCGGUUCUAAAGACCACUGUCCAGUCUGCAGACUUCAAGGUCUUCGCCAAAGCCAAAGACCACUGUCAAGAGUUCAAGGUCAAAUGAGAAGUCCACAGCCAAGUCCCCUGGUGUUAUAUAUUCUAAAACAAAUUAAAUAUUCAUAUCAAAUAACGUUCAAUGUGUUAAGACCUGAAAGAGGCUGUUUAGAAUAUCAAUUUACUUACUGUCAUUGGAAAUGUUAUUUUUACAUGAAAAAGCAUUGCAGUGUUAAUUAAAUUUAAUUAUUAUA